AAAUAUUCAAACAAAAAAAAUAAGAUAUUAGAGAACUUGUUGAAACCUUAAAAUACUUUUUUGCCAUUUGUAUACUAUACGUAAUUGGAAAGUAUGGAGUCUUCUACGUGAAUUCCUUAUCACGUAGAUUUACAAACAGAUAUACAUGAAACUGAAACAAGACCGAAUAUAUGUGUCUGAAGAAGAUUGAAAACAGACAGAAGGAGAAAACAUGAGAAUAAGGAGAAGGGAAGAGGUGGAAGAACUGAAGAGGCAGCUACGGUUAGCAGUGCCUCUUUUCUCAGUUGGAAUUUUACAAUACAUUCUGCAAACAAUCUCUGUAAUGUUUGUUGGCCAUCUUGGUACCCUCCCUCUUGAUGGUGCAACCAUGGCCACUUCUUUUGCAUCAGUCACAGGCUUCAACUUAUUGAUGGGGUUGGCCACUGCACUGGACACGUUUUGUGGUCAGUCAAAUGGGGCAGGACAGUACCAUAUGCUUGGCAUAUAUAUGCAGAGAUCCAUGCUUGUGGUUUUAAGUAUGAGUGUGUUCAUUGCCAUGAUCUGGGCCAACACAGAGCCAAUUCUAAAGGCCAUGCAUCAGGACAAGGUCAUAUCCGAGGAAGCUGGCUCAUAUGCCCGUUACAUGAUCCCAAGUUUAUUUGCUUAUGGUCUUCUUCAGUGCAUGCUCAAGUUCUUGCAAACCCAAAACAUUGUGCUACCAAUGGUGGUAACUUCUGGAAUUGCAGCAGUGCUGCAUGUCCCUUUCUGUUGGCUUUUGGUUUUCAAGUCAGGGCUUGGAAGCAGAGGAGCAGCCUUGGCCAAUUCCAUAUCUUACUGGGUAAAUGCAAUCUUGAUUUUCCUUUAUGUGAGGUUCUCUUCUUCAUGCAAACAAUCUUGGACAGGCUUUUCAAAGAUGGCCUUCCACAACCUACCUGAAUUCCUUAAACUCGCUGUUCCUUCUGCUCUUAUGCUCUGCUUGAAAGUGUGGACAUUUGAACUGAUGGUCCUCAUGUCUGGUCUUCUUCCUAACCCAAUAUUAGAAACUUCGGUGCUUGCAAUAUGCCUUAAUACUUUUGGUCUGGCUUGGAUGAUCCCUUUUGGAUUCAGUGCUGCUGUAAGUAUUAGAGUCUCCAAUGAACUGGGGGGUGGAAAUCCAAAAGCUGCAAGUGUAGCAGUUAGGGUGGUGCUGUCAAUGGCCUUCAUUGAAGGGAUGGUUUUAGUUUCAGCAAUGAUUCUUCUGCGGAAUGUGUGGGGGCAUGUUUACAGCAAUGACAAAGAGGUAAUCAGAUACGUGUCCUUCAUGAUGCCAACUUUGGCAAUUUCUAGCUUUCUAGAUGGCAUCCAAAGUGCACUUUCAGGCAUUCUUGCAGGAUGUGGGUGGCAAAAGAUUGGUGCCUGUGUGAAUCUUGCAUCGUUUUAUGUUGUGGGGGUUCCUUCUGCUGUAGUAUUAGCAUUUGUUGUACACAUGAAAGCCAAGGGGCUUUGGUUGGGGAUAAUUUUAGCAUUUGUUGUGCAAGUGUUGUUUUACAUAGUCAUUGCUUUUCGAACUGAUAUGGAGGAACAAGCAAGGAAAGCUCAAAGCAGAGUUGAACGUUCAGCCAUCUCGCCAACUACCAGAGAGUGUGUGAUACCACAUUAGAAACCGGAACUUGUCCCUAAUCAGUUAUUGUUAUUGGUUGGUUUUAUCAUUCUGGUCCGAAUAACCACUCAAAAUGACUAUUUAAUUCUGAAUGAGUUUCAUCAUUAUUUCAACAAAGAGAAUUGUUAACAUA
Molecule: messenger RNA, 1751 nt
Organism: Vigna unguiculata (cowpea)
Lineage: Eukaryota; Viridiplantae; Streptophyta; Magnoliopsida; Fabales; Fabaceae
Product: protein DETOXIFICATION 16-like
Biological process (GO): xenobiotic detoxification by transmembrane export across the plasma membrane
Cellular component (GO): membrane
Molecular function (GO): antiporter activity; xenobiotic transmembrane transporter activity
Source: RefSeq, a predicted model, not a curated record